AUGGUUCAACAAUCUUUCAACCGCCAAACAUUUCGGCCAUGUGCAGCUCAAUUCGUAUCAAAUGAAACCAGGGUUUCCAGGACCCUGGGGAGCACCCUGUCCCUAUAUUACGUCCCAUCCCCGCGCUACAAGGCUCACCGAUCAAUGCCCUGUCAAAACAUGCGAUGGUACACCAGAAGCAGUGGAAUACUCGUGGAAGAAGGCGAAUAUAAUUGGUCAGAUUUGGAUCGACGUAAGAAGAUAGAACAGAAGUGGGAGUGUUCAACCAAUCGUUUGGGGCUGGGGAAUGAGCGGCGUACAUGGGAGCUCCUAGAUGUGUGUUCCGGAAUGGGGUAA
This is a messenger RNA of Opisthorchis viverrini, 336 nucleotides long. RefSeq lists its product as hypothetical. The transcript has a single exon. The coding region runs from base 1 to 336 and encodes 111 amino acids. The record is from RefSeq and is a predicted model, not a curated record. NCBI's taxonomy places the organism in Eukaryota, Metazoa, Platyhelminthes, Trematoda, Opisthorchiida, Opisthorchiidae.